CUAACUUUGGUGUUUAAGGUGUGACACUGAAUAAUAAGAGAUAAUAUUUCGGCUGAAAAUACAACGAAUAUCAUAGAAAGAAAUAUGAGUAAGCUGCUUAGUUCACUAACAAAGCCGAUAACUGUGCCUGUGGCGAUGUGUGCACGCAACGUAGCUAAGAUGGAUGAAGCGCUUAAACGCCACAUUACUGCUUAUGAGGCUACUGGUAGGGAUGUUUGCGAGGGCGUUUGGCGUGAAUACAUUUCUUGGCAAAUCCGACUACUUCCAUAUCGUUUCAAUAAACUCAAAGCCGAAUGUAGAGGUCUUGUAUCAGGAGAUUACCCCCUAUCGGGCGUCGGUUUCAAAGACUUCGUUUCUCUUGCCCGCUUUGCGACAAACUGUCUCGUAAUCUUCAUUGUCUCUGUCAUGGUGGCGCGUUAUUCCAUUUUCCCUCUUCUUGAACCAGACUCCCCAUUUGUCGAAGAAGUGCUAAAUAGUUGGCAAAUUAACCUCAUCAAUAAAUUCUCUGAUGAACCAAGAAAUUCACUGAAACUUUUAUUGAAGAAUACGAGCUGAGCAUAUUUGGAUCAUCAGCACGCAGUAAGGCAUUAUUUGCUGGAGUAAAAAACGCAAUAUGGUAAACUCAGAAAAUAUGAUUUGAUAUCAGUGGUAGAAAUGUAAAUCUUCCUUCCUUCAAUCGUUUAACUGUUGAAUUAUGAAUAUGCUUAUGGGGUAGUAAAA
Phytomonas sp. Hart1 is the source of this 720-nucleotide messenger RNA. The record is from the annotation of a GenBank genome assembly. NCBI's taxonomy places the organism in Eukaryota, Euglenozoa, Kinetoplastea, Trypanosomatida, Trypanosomatidae.